AUGGAGAGUAAUAAGGAUGAGGCCAGGCGGUGUCUACAGAUCGCCAAGCUAUCGCUGCUGGCCGGGGAGUGGGAGAAGGCCAAGAAAUUUCUGAAUAAAGCGGAGAAGCUGUAUCCAAGCACAGAGGCCCGGGAACUGCUGGAAAAACUUGAAAAAGAUGAUGGUACAUCAAGAAAUGGACCUCAGGCAACAAAGCCUUCAAAUGUUGACAAGCAAUGCAAGCAAAAUGCAGAGAAGGAAAAUGUUGCUGGGGACACUGGAAAGAGUUACACAAAGGAACAGAUGGAAGGCGUGCAAAGGAUAAAGAGCUGUAAAACCUAUUACGAAGUUCUGGGUGUAAGUACUGAUGCUGGAGAAGAAGACCUAAAGAAAGCCUACCGAAAACUUGCACUAAAAUUUCAUCCAGAUAAAAACCAUGCGCCUGGGGCUACAGAAGCUUUUAAAAAGAUUGGAAAUGCAUAUGCGGUAUUAAGCAAUCCAGAGAAACGUAAGCAAUAUGACCUGUCUGGAUGCGAGGAACGCAUGCAUACCAACCACAGAAAUGGUGGUUUUGAUUAUCACAGAGGAUUCGAGGCAGAUAUAACUCCUGAAGAUCUGUUUAACAUGUUCUUUGGAGGAGGCUUUCCUUCAGCAAAUGUUCGUACAUAUUCUAAUGGACGCACAACAUAUAGCCAUCACCAGCACCAGCAUCAUAGUGGCCAUGACAGGGAAGAUGAAAGGGGAGAUGGUGGCUUCUCCAUGAUUAUUCAACUAAUGCCUAUAAUUGUAUUGAUACUAGUGUCUUUGCUUAGCCAAUUAAUGGUCUCCAAUCCUCCAUACAGUUUAUACCCCAGAUCUCUCAGCGGUCAAACCAUCAAGCGCCUAACAGAAAAUCUUCAAGUACCAUACUACGUAAGCAAGGAUUUUCAGUCUGAAUAUAGUGGUAUGUCACUGCAGAAGUUAGAAAAGAAUAUUGAAGAGGAUUAUGUGGCUAAUGUAAGGAAUAACUGCUGGCGAGAAAAACAACAGAAAGCUGAUCUAAUACAUGCAGCAAAAGUAUACCGAGAUGAUAGACUGCGAGUGAAAGCAGAGUCAAUAUCUAUGCAAUACUGCAAAGAACUUGAGCGACUGAAUUCAAUCUAUCGAGGAGGAUGA
Molecule: messenger RNA, 1134 nt
Organism: Staurois parvus
Lineage: Eukaryota; Metazoa; Chordata; Amphibia; Anura; Ranidae
Source: the annotation of a GenBank genome assembly